GAGGCUUCGGUUGCCAUCUCACUCUCGCCGUCACUCCGGCCUCUUCCACGGCCGCCUCCGCCGCCGCCGCCGACCACCAUAGCAACAGAUAUUUCGGAGCUCGCGCCUUACGCGCAUGGUUUGCUCGACGUGCACCGUAACUAAUCGACUAUAAGCGUGGUGCCUAUUGACGAGAUGAUGCCGGUGGAGGAGGCGGCGGCGGAUGACUGGUCGGAGUGCGCGUUCUCGCUGACCUGCGAGGAAGACUGCGCCGACCUCGGCGACGGCGAGCUAUUCCCGCUCUACAGUGCCGGCGACGAGGAGGAAGAUGAGUACUUGGAGCAGCUGGUGUUCAAGGAGACCAGCUUCUGCUCCUCCUCCGACUCAGCUGCCGACUGCGACGGCGAUGAAGAAGGAGACGAAGAAUACUCUUCGCUCACCUCAGAGGAGUGGUUCCGCCAAGCUCGCCUCGCCGCCGUCAAGUGGAUUCUUGAGACCCGCGGGUGCUUCGGCUUCGGCCACCGGACGGCGUACCUCGCCAUCUCCUACUUCGAUAGCUUCCUCCUCCGGCGACGCAUCGAUAGGGAGACGAUGCCGUGGGCGGCGCAGCUGCUGUCCGUUGCGUGCGUGUCCGUGGCCGCCAAGAUGGAGGAGUGCCAGGCGCCGGCGCUGUCGGAGUUCCACGCCGGCGGCUUCGACUUCGACUCGGCGUCCAUCCGGCGGAUGGAGCUGCUGGUGCUGUCCACGCUCGGGUGGCGCAUGGGCGCCGUCACGCCCUUGGACUUUCUCCCCUGCUUCUCCUCCCGCGUCCACCCGCAUGGCGGCGCCGGCGCCGGCGCCGGCGGCCGCGUCGCCAUCGGUUUCAUCUUUGCCACGGCCGAAGCUGGUAGCGUGCUCGAUCACAGGCCGUCCACUGUGGCUGCAGCCGCAAUCUUGGCUGCAACCUACGGACCUCUGCUGACCAAAGAAGCACUGAGCUCCAAGAUGAGCUGCCUUUCUCCAUCUUAUCUUAUUGAGAAGGAGCAUGUACAUGCCUGCUACAGCAUGAUGGUUGGGGACAUGAGCAGGAGAGGCAGCAAGAGAUCAUUGCCAUGUUCAGGCCCCGACGAGAUUGCCACUAGUACAUAUCAUUCUGUUCUAGUUGAUGAUGCCACGGACACCGCCGCCUUCGCCUCGGCGGUGGCCGCGGCGAGGAGUAAGCAGAUCAGGCUGGAGCUGACGGGCAUCCAUUGAGGAAGCUAGCACCACCGGGGACACGAUUUUUAGCCAGAUGUCUAGGGGGGGCUUGGUUUGAUCUUCCCUUUCGUUUUCUUUCCUUCUUUUUUUUAACCUAUAUGUUUGCAAAAAAAGAAGAGAUUUUUUUAGGUUCUUUUAGCCAUUGCCAUGGGGUUGGCGUUUGGCUGCUGUCAGAUUGGUUUGAUUUGGUUUGUGAGAGGUGGAAGAGAUGAACAAAGCAGAGGGCUGAGCUUCCCUAUGGAGAGGGGAGCUUAGGUUAAUAAGCCCGCUGCACAGUGCUCCAACAGGGCACUCGUUUCCAGUGAACUUUAUUUCGAAGUUGCACUGUUUGAUAAACCAUUGUUGAUGCAAUGCUGCAUUGCAUAUGGUGGUGAGAUGCAGAGAAGAUGCAAAACAAGCGAGGUUGAGGGUUUUGCCAUUGUGUAUAGAGAGAGGGAGAGAGAGGGAGAGAUGUUUCCCUUUUUCACUUGUGCAAGUGGGUGGUGUUUCACUCUGCACCUGCAAGGGUCACAUCGGUAUGAACAGACCCUGUGUACUUGUGUAAAAACUCCUCUUGUUCUUGAGGAACUGAGAGAGAAUCAGAUUGCAUCAAGCUUUGCCUGCC
This is a messenger RNA of Zea mays, 1819 nucleotides long. RefSeq names its product cyclin-D5-2. Lineage: Eukaryota; Viridiplantae; Streptophyta; Magnoliopsida; Poales; Poaceae. The transcript is spliced from 5 exons. The coding region runs from base 175 to 1212 and encodes 345 amino acids. The record is from RefSeq and is a predicted model, not a curated record.